This is a messenger RNA of Purpureocillium takamizusanense, 153 nucleotides long. RefSeq lists its product as uncharacterized. NCBI's taxonomy places the organism in Eukaryota, Fungi, Ascomycota, Sordariomycetes, Hypocreales, Ophiocordycipitaceae. The transcript has a single exon. The coding region runs from base 1 to 153 and encodes 50 amino acids. The record is from RefSeq and is a predicted model, not a curated record.
AUGAUUGGCCCGCAAAGACGAAAGAACAUGCAGCAGCUCUUCGUCACCCUCAACACCGAGGCGCUGCGCGAGGAACAGCGGCGUACGUUGUGGGCCAUUUUUGUCGUCGACCGGUGCGUGACUGGCCUGCUACUCGACGGUAGCGAUCUCUAA